AAACCAUGCUCACCCCCCACAAAUGUGUGUGUGUCUGUGUGAGUGUGUGUAUGUGGAUCGGUGAGGGUGGGUGUGAUUGAGGCAUGCAUCAGCAAUCUCCUCCCUCCCUGGUCACUAUACAUCCUGGAGGACUCCUCGCACUGUCUAUCACUCAGCAGAGGCACACGGUGAGCUCAAGAAGUCCUGACUUGACACUAGCACCAGCAGCAACAGUCUUAGAGAAAUCGGGCAGCAUCCCUUCUCGAUUGGAGCAGAGCACCAUGGCAGGCAGCACUGUCCUUCACUUGGGCUUCCUUCUGACGCUUGCAGGAAUUCUCCUCCUCGCAUGCAGCUCAGCACAAAGAGUCAGAGUAAGAAGACAGAAUAUGAAGGUUCGAAUCAAUGCGACCGGGGAUACCAUAGUUCUGAAGUUCGUUCGACCCAACCCUGACAUCAAACUUGAAGGCUACAUUUUAGGAUAUGGUUCCAGCAUGUUCUCCAAACAGUUCAUUCAACUUCCAGAAAAUGGGGAACCCUAUGAGACCGAGAUUGAUGCUGAACCCAAGUACCUGGUAGCUGGGAAUCUUUGA
This is a messenger RNA of Sinocyclocheilus anshuiensis, 569 nucleotides long. Its product is annotated as target of Nesh-SH3-like. NCBI's taxonomy places the organism in Eukaryota, Metazoa, Chordata, Actinopteri, Cypriniformes, Cyprinidae. The record is from RefSeq and is a predicted model, not a curated record. Gene Ontology annotation, biological process: extracellular matrix organization; positive regulation of cell-substrate adhesion. The transcript has 3 exons. The coding region runs from base 84 to 569 and encodes 161 amino acids.